Messenger RNA from Rhododendron vialii, 2406 nucleotides. Its product is annotated as probable glutathione S-transferase. The record is from RefSeq and is a predicted model, not a curated record. Lineage: Eukaryota; Viridiplantae; Streptophyta; Magnoliopsida; Ericales; Ericaceae. Gene Ontology annotation, molecular function: glutathione transferase activity. The transcript is spliced from 2 exons. Bases 1638 to 2291 code for a protein of 217 amino acids. Gene Ontology annotation, cellular component: cytoplasm. Gene Ontology annotation, biological process: glutathione metabolic process.
AACAAAAAUGAAUGUGGUUAUUCAAUAUACUACUACUGUUUUGUAUACAAUUUUUUUCAUACAUCUUUUAUCAGCGCUUCAACGCUGGAGCUGCCCCUGAUAACAAAGAUAACAAAUGUAUCACAGAACAGCCAAAGAAUCAAUUGCUAUAAGAGCAUCAUAACCUACACAGCUGCUUCUAUUAAAAAGCUAACAUGUCGUCCUAAUCACGAAGCCACCACCAUGGGAGACCAAAAUGCCUGCCCAAGGACAAAAACAACACAUACCAUUAAACUCGUCUCAUGAAAAUAGCUGGAGGGCCUGCAUAUAUGAAACAAUUAUGAUGAAGUAUGACGUGGAAACUUAACUUUAGUACAAGGACCUGAGAACAAACUGCAUAUCUAGACAUCAAGGGCAUAAGCACUAAACUGAAAAUGUAAAUGCACGGUAUCGAAUAUAUUCAAAGAAGGAUGAGCAGAUUUAGGGUUUAUUUAAUGACACUGCAGAUGACGGGAAUAUGAGAAUGUCGUAGUACGCCUAUAAAUUCAUCAGCUCUCACAAGUUUUCUACAGAAGAAUCAAGAAACUAUGGCAGAAGAGUGAACCCUUUUAGGACACAGUCAAGUCCAUUUGCUUUGCAAGUUGUUUGGACAUUGAAACUCAAGGGCAUAGAGUAUGAAACCAUAUUUGAGGAACUUUCAAACGAAACUCUUUACUCCUCCAGUAUAAUCUGUGUACGAAAAGGUUCCAAUCCUUGUGCACAAUGGAAAACCAGUCCUGGAAUCUCUUGCAGUUAUUCAAUACAUAGAAGAUACAUGAAAUCAGACUCCUCUAUUUCCUGAUGAUCCUUAGAAGAGACAGGCUUGUUUUGGGGUGAAUUGUGGAAACGAUAAGGUAAAGUCCCGAAUAUUCUUAUUCACGCCUUGAUCAACAUGACCCUGAAUUCAAGAAUAUUCAAAAAACAGUUCAUCAAAAUAUCUAUUUCAUCAGUUUACCUUACCAACUGCACUAAAGUUUUUGAAAAACUUCCAGAUAACAAGUAAUUAAGUUGGCAGGAUGUUGACCUGAGAACUUAGCCACUGUCUUGUUAUGUGUCUACGUUAACAUAUAUCGUCAGGCUUGCUUCCUAGUAUUUUAGUUUUGAGGGGACCACGAUAGACAUCUACCUAUCUGUCCAAAGACACCUAAUGGUCCUUAUCUCUACUCAGAAGAGUCAACAAUUUCAUGGUCCAAUCUAUUAGAUAACUUAUUAGAUAUUAAGUGAUGUAAGACCUUGCGUUAGGACCUGGAAAAGAAAAAGAUCUUUAAUCAUAUCUUCAUUUUUUUCGUUACACUUUUCUACACAAACUUUUGUAUUUUCCGUAUAUAACGAGCAUUAGCAGACUAACAAUGACCAAAAAAAAGUAGAACAUAGAAAGAAUCAAAAGCACUCAUAAAGGUUUGCUGGAAUUACCUUUCUUUUUUUCUUUUUUUCUUUUUAACUUUAUGUUUGAAGUUUGUAACUUUAUGUUUGAAGUUUGUACGUAAUCAAUGAGUCAAUCGGUAGGUGGAAUGUGGGGUUUAAUUUGGAGAAUUUAAACUGAGAUAGGACAAAAUCCCAAAAGAGUGUGCUUAUAAAAGUCCUCAACUACUAACACAAUUGGCCCCAAAAAAAUCACCAUGGCAGAUGAGUUGAAGGUUAUCAGGACAUGGUCAAGUCGAUUUGGGUUAAGAAUCAUCUGGGCAUUGCAACUUAAAGGCCUGGACUACGAAACCAUAUUUGAGGAUCUUUCUCAAAAAAGCCCUCAACUCCUCCAGUAUAAUCCUAUCUACAAAAAGGUCCCAGUUCUUGUGCACAAUGGAAAACCAAUCUCAGAAUCGCUUGUAAUCCUUGAAUACAUUGAGGAUACAUGGAAGCAGAAUCCUUUAUUACCUGAAGAUCCUUAUGAGAGAGCCAUGGCUCGUUUCUGGGCGAAAUUCGUCGAUGAUAAGCUUUUGAAAUCAGUAAACGAUGUGCUUUUCACGAAAGGGAAAGAACAAGAGGAGGGUAUUCCUAAAGUCAUGGAGAACCUGAAAUACAUAGAAGAAGAACUAGAAGGAAAGAAGUUCUUCGGAGGAGCAACAAUCGGCUUCACAGACAUUGCACUUGGUUGGACAGCGAAUUUGCUCGGUGUAAUCGAGGAGGUUGCUGGGAUAAAGUUCAUAGACGCACAGAAAUUUCCACAGAUAUCAGAGUGGAUGCACAACUUUUGCGAUGUUCCAGUGAUCAAAGCAAACUGGCCGCCUCGUGACAAGCUGGUCACCAAGUAUCAAGCAUACGUUGCACCUAAAUGAACCAACUAAAGUUCAUUAACUCAAGAAUGUAAGCAUAAACAACAACCUUCGCGUCUUAAAGCAGUGUUUGUAUUUUGGUGUAUUUUAGUCCAAUAAUGGAGCUCGACUUACUACA